AUGGCUCCCCUCGUUCGAGCCCUCGCUGCUCUCGCAGCUGCUACCCUCUUUACCCAGGUCACCGCGACCACCGUCGAGCUGCCGCCUUGCCUUGAUGCUUUCAAGCCCUUCACCUAUUCUGGCUGCUUCAAAGAGAAGGGUACCCAAGGCGAGCAAGCCCUCGACUUCCGCUCUUCUACCGACCAGAACACCAACACCGUCGAGAAGUGUAUCGCUGAUUGCAAGGGCAACAGCUACCGCUAUGCCGGUCUCACCUACUAUGGUGUCUGCUACUGCAGUCAGACUGUCAACAGCGAGAUUCUUCCUGAGACCAGCUGCAACUUGCCUUGCAAUGCCAACAACACGGAGACCUGUGGCGGCGACGGUGCUUUCUCCGUCUGGCAAGAUCCUACGUUCCCUUCUUCCACCGGCGUCACCGUCAACGACUUCGAGUCCCUCGGCUGCUACACCGAUGACACCAAUCAUGGCCGCACCAUUGCUGAGCGCCAGGAUCAGGUCGCGUCCGAUACCAUGACCCCCUCGAUCUGCUUGAAGGCCUGCGCCGACGACGGGUACCCGUUUGCCGGUGUUGAGUUCGGUGGCGAGUGUUACUGCGGUGUGGUCAUGGGCAACUACACCCAGCCCGCUUCCAAGGACCAGUGCAACACCCCCUGCAAUGGAGACAACACCAAGAACUGCGGUGGCGCCGGAUUCGUCGAGAUAUUUGUCGCCAGCAAGCUCAAGUCUCUUGAGCCCUGCGGCUACGUUCCCCCCGUGAUCUCGGUCUCUUCUUCCACACCUUCCGUCAGCAUCCCCUCCGUCAGCAUCCCAUCCAUCAGCAGCGCUCCCCCCACCACUUCCAACAUCGUCUCUACGACUGUUUCCACUCAGGCUCCCGCUAUCUCGACCACUAAGCCCAGCUCCACGACUGUCUCUACCCAGGCUCCUCCUUCGACCACGACUCGGCCUAUCACCACCACCUCCAAGCCUUCCACGACCUCCACCGCUCCUCAGAUCUGCACCACCACCAUCGUGACCCCCGCCACUUGCGAGUACGGCUGCGGCAACUGGUGCAACAAGAACCUCCCUGACUUCGAUGACGCUGACAGCUGCACCAAGGCACACAACAGCUGCAAGCUCCAGGUCAGCGCCUGCUUGAGUGCUGGAUGGCCCGGCUCUGCCGGCUGCAUGGAUUUCAAGGCCUGGUGCAGCGACAUCAGCAGCUACUGCUCCAGCAGCUGCAAGGGCAAGGGAUCCUGCUCCAAGAAGGACUGCUUCAGCAAGAAGGUCCCCAAGGGCUACAAGCCUGGCACCACCUCCGUGUCCACCUUCGCCUGCCCUUCCAAGCCUACCUCAACCUCGACCCCGGUCACCACCAUCGUCCCGCCUCCUCCUACCGGUGUCUGCAAGCAGCCCACCAGCUGGUGGUUCGGCUACGGACCCGGCAACCCCGUCGGUGGCAUCGAGAUCCCCAUCGUCACCUGCAACGACAUCGCCGAUGACUUCAAGGCCGGCAACCAGUUCAAACUCUACACCAAGUCCGACUCCCGCACCUGCAAAUCCUUCGGACGCAACAACAUUCCCAACGCUUGCCAGGAGGCCUGCAAGGAGCAGUACGAUGAGUGCCAGAACACUUACGCCCAGGGCUGCAAGACCUACAACAACCGUCGUGGCCGCCGCGAUGAUGCUGCUGUCUACGCCCGCGCUCCCGAGUUUGCCAAGCGCUGGUUCUUCUCCGACACUUACAGUGUCGCCAUCAACAAGUGCAAGAUCCAGUACACUGACUGCCUUUCCGAGAACGCCAACUCGUACGCUGCCAACAAGUGCGGUGCCUUCGGCACCGGCUACUAA
Molecule: messenger RNA, 1830 nt
Organism: Colletotrichum spaethianum
Lineage: Eukaryota; Fungi; Ascomycota; Sordariomycetes; Glomerellales; Glomerellaceae
Product: putative G3BP-like protein
Exons: 2
Coding region: 1-1830 (609 amino acids)
Source: RefSeq, a predicted model, not a curated record